AUGGAAACGAACAACUUCAUUAAUACUGGGCGUAUGCCUUUUAAACUAGUCGAGAACGGGCAGAUAAUGAUUCCCAUCAGUCUGUUUUGUCACUUGGUGUGGAUGUUAUCUCUGGUUGCUAGGAACCACGCCCAGCUGCAGGAACCAGCCUACAAAGAACAUCUGAUGAAGGUCUGUCGAAAACAGAAAACAACAGAACAGCUUAUUUACAGCUUCAAGGUUUCAUCCGUGAACCAGUGUGCUGUCAGGUGUGCCAAUGAGAAGUCGUGCAAGUCCGCCAAUCUCUGUUCUAGCGGCGGUAGUAAGGUGUGCACGUUGUCAAGGAACUAUCCGUGGACAGGUUGUAACAAUAACACCGCCAGCGACAACUGCAAAUAUCUAUUUCCGGAGAUAUUCUGUAUGAAUGGCGGCACAGCCAACGUAACCGGUCAUUAUUGCAUGUGCCCAAAGAUGUACACAGGAGAGUUAUGUGAGAGGUUGUACUAUGACUGUGCCGAAUCUGGUGUAAGUGUUUAUGGCAAUACCUGGAUUCAGCGAGGUGGUCAUCCCCCAUUCACUGUGUUUUGCAUCAGUGGUAACAUUUUCUUCCUCAAAGUUUUACCAUCCCAUUUCGAAACCGCUAAUUUCCCGCUGGACAAAACCUUUGACGAAUACAAAGUUCAAUUCGAUUUGCCAGGCUAUACGAACGGAGGAUUAGAGAGCAUCCAUAUUGCGACGAGUCAAGGCUACUAUACUCUAAAAGUAGUUAUGAUCCGCAACACACCCGUUUCCAAGGUAACAUCCUACUACCACAACUUCACUCUGGCAUCAGCGAGCGAGAGAUAUCGUCUAGACUAUCUGUCUGUGACUGGAGGACAAGACGGGCUGGCUGCGAUGAAUGGACGACCUUUCAGUGCUGUCGGGAAUGAUCUGGAUGGGUGCGCACAGAGGCACAACGUGGCGUGGUGGUACACCGCUGACUGCACGGCACCUAUAUUCAUGAUCUAUAACGAUAAUGGAAAAGUCUCGUUCCCAAGUAAAAUGGACCCUAGAGUUAUUGUAGAUUAUGAUUCCACACGUAUGUAUCUCUCGUUUGAAGGUUUGAAGUAACUGUACGUUGUCUGUGGUUUCAAAAUUGUCUCAAAUAAAAAGAGGACGUAAAGGAACAUUCCCGAGCUUGCUGCUUUGUAAGAUGUUUUUGAUUAAUAAAAUAUUUCUACGAUUAAACUUACAUAUUAAAUAUAUUUUCGUGUUUAGAA
Molecule: messenger RNA, 1238 nt
Organism: Gigantopelta aegis
Lineage: Eukaryota; Metazoa; Mollusca; Gastropoda; Neomphalida; Peltospiridae
Exons: 5
Coding region: 1-1089 (362 amino acids)
Source: RefSeq, a predicted model, not a curated record